This is a messenger RNA of Penicillium angulare, 756 nucleotides long. RefSeq names its product Zn(II)2Cys6 transcription factor. The record is from RefSeq and is a predicted model, not a curated record. Gene Ontology annotation, biological process: regulation of DNA-templated transcription. Lineage: Eukaryota; Fungi; Ascomycota; Eurotiomycetes; Eurotiales; Aspergillaceae. Gene Ontology annotation, cellular component: nucleus. Bases 1 to 756 code for a protein of 251 amino acids. Gene Ontology annotation, molecular function: DNA-binding transcription factor activity, RNA polymerase II-specific; zinc ion binding. The transcript is spliced from 3 exons.
AUGGCGCCCGAAGGAGAAAAGAAAUUGGCUUGUCUGGUAUGCCGACAUCGCAAGGUUGCAUGCGACCGGCGACGUCCAAAAUGCGGACUAUGCGAAAAGAGUAAUUUUGAUUGUCAAUACAAGGCAAGAGAUCAUCGGCCGGGCUUGAGAGCGGGCUACGUAUCUCAAUUGGAGAAGCGUGUCGACGACUUAGAGAGAAGAAUGGACGAGGUAGUGGGCCAAUUAUCUUACGAGCGACCUCGGCAUAUUGAACCGGCGCAUUCUGAUACUGAAACAAAUAUUGAAUCAUCUAUCGUCUCAGCGGUACCUCAAGUCGGUUACGAUAAUGUGGAGCGCGUGCAUGUUCCUCGGCCAGACGACCCCCGUCUAAAUCACGACGCCUAUGCUCCAGUCACCUUAGGAAGCCCUACUGAAGAGACUCUCGAAUAUGAACUACAAGAGUCAUGGCUACGGAGCUACCAAUCUUGGUUUCCUGUUUUGCAUCGGACAACUGUGGUCAAUGCCUUCUCGACUACGCUGCCGGGUCAGACAUUGAUUCAAAAGGCAAUCAUGGCAGUCACUAUCUGGGAUAUGCCAGGGAUGCUUACUGAGCAAAAGCAGACGCAUUCAAAAAAAUUACAUGAAGAAGUCAUUCUAAAUGCGAUGGCGUCUUCAAAAUUUUCUUCUUUGCAGGCUCUGCUCAUUUUAGCGAUGCUCACAUGGGGCGAAGGGAAAUGGUCAGAGUGCGGCCAUCUAAUCGCCAUAUGCAAAAGGUGA